Messenger RNA from Eruca vesicaria subsp. sativa (arugula), 378 nucleotides. The record is from the annotation of a GenBank genome assembly. NCBI's taxonomy places the organism in Eukaryota, Viridiplantae, Streptophyta, Magnoliopsida, Brassicales, Brassicaceae.
AUGGGAAGAGUUUUUAUCGUUGAUCUGGAAGGGAGAGUCUAUAGUUGCAUACACUGUAAAACCCAUCUUACUAAAGAUCAAGACAUCAUGUCCAAGUCUUUUAAAAGCAGGCAUGGACAAGCUUAUCUCUUCAAUGAAGUUGUAAACGUUUCAACUGGAAAUAAAGAGGACAGAAUGAUGAUAACAGGACUUCAUACUGUAACUGACAUCUUCUGUGUUGGUUGUGGAUUAAACGUUGGCUGGAAAUACGUGACUGCCCAUGAUAUGAGACAGAAGUACAAGGAAGGCAAAUCUGUUCUUGAACUGUAUAAGAUUGUGGGUCCUCAUGAUAGCACUGACUUGGUUUGUCAACAAGUUUCUCAGCUUAUGAUUCAAUAA